GUUCAUGGAGGAGGUGGAUGACAGCGAGACGUCCCCGUGCCUGGAGCUGGAGCAGCUCCGUUUCGUGAUGCCAUACCCGGUCCAGCAGAAUGUUGCCACGAGCACGUUCGGGCUCUCCUACAUCCUCGGGUUCGACCAGGAAACCGACCUCGAGAUCGUGAACUUCGGCGUUCUGGAGGUCACCCCGAGGCUCAUCACAGGUCCCCUCAGCCAGUGCCCAGGAGCCCUGUCGGAACCCGCCCCGUACAGCAUGCUCUACACCCUCCAGAUCAAAGAAAGGCCCGUCUUGAAGCUACCCUUUGAGUACCAGGUGAGGCACCUCCAGUAUGUGAUCAAAGGGGCCAUGCAGUCGAUGGUGAACCAGAUGCGGUAUGCUCCAGCACGGGUAUCGCGCGAAGUCUUUGACAUGAAAGACGCUACUCGCGAGAUUAACCGCGUCGUCCAGGUGGAGAUCCGACAACGUCGGUAUGUUGACGACAUCCUAGGUAUUAGCAAGGUUUACUGCAGGCAAUGUGUCUACUUCUACCUGUCCCAGGUCUACCAGGUCAAGCUCUCCCCUGCCUCGGACCUCCUGGACCCCCAGGCCCCGUGCUUCUGGCUGGACCUGGAGCUGUGGCCCUCCGAGCAUAAGAUCUCCAUUCGCCCGAAGAAUGAGAACCGCGUUUGGCUUCUCCAAGGUGCAGCCCCGACCGUCGUGGAUCUCGGGAUGGGGACCGUGACUACCGCGACUCUCGGGGCUCCUGGGAGCAGCGGGACUAUUACCGUGACACCCGUGAUGUUCGCGACAUUCGAGAGUACCGAGAGUAUCGCGACCAUCGCGAUCACCGUGAUGCACCAUAUGAUCGCCGCUCUGAUCGUGAUGAUCGUGGCCGUGGCUCAGACCGUGGAGACCGUGACCGUGGCCAGAGUGGACGUCCAGCGCCUCCGUGAAGAGCUGGCGGCAGUGGAUCUUGAGUUCAAGGCAUCGCUCAAGGACAAGGAGGACAGGAAGGAGGAGAUGCAGCUUCGCAAGCAGGGUGAGUAUGUGGCGAUGGCCAUGAAGUCGAGCUUCGGGGACCAGCUCAGCAAACUCCUCGAGGCCUCGGACAGCAACAACAAGCAGAAGAAAUCUACUGCGGUCGAGCGCGAGGCGAGCCCGACACCGGUGGCGGAGGCCCCCGCCAGCACGGCCCUUCUCAAGCGCGCGGAGAUCGGCUGGCUCCAGUCCCUCAUCGGCGGCAAGAAGCAACUCGGCACACGCAUGACCUGGGCAGAGGCAGCUCAAGUCUUGGAGGCGCGCAUGGUAGACAAGACAGUGGUCGCGCAGAUCAACAAGUACAUCGUCGCCCAUCCCCCGAAGCGCCCUCCACCUACGAGCAAGGACGGAGACAUCUGCCAAGAGAAGAACUUCGUGAUAUCGAGGCGACCACCUCGUGAUUGGAUCAUUCUGGGUUUCGUGAUCGGCUUUUGUGUGGCCCUCAUUGUGAAUAUCUUGAUACCAGUAAAGGUGGACGUAGCGAGGAGGUCGCCCAAGUUGGGCGCGACGAUGGGCGCCAUGGGCUUCAGCGGGCUGAAAUUCGCUCUUUGCCUACGUCUGUGCUCCUCGACACUUGUCGCUUCCACGACCGCCCUGGAUCCCUCGUCCGAGUGGCCUGUCGACACGGAGCUUCGCUGGCAAGCCUUGCGGCGUGAGCUCGCGCAGCUCUGCGCGGGCUGGAUCACGUCCCACAGAUGGCACGACCACGCUUCCCUGGACGACGCUCACCUGGCGGUCAUCCGCAG
Molecule: messenger RNA, 1761 nt
Organism: Prorocentrum cordatum
Lineage: Eukaryota; Dinophyceae; Prorocentrales; Prorocentraceae
Source: the annotation of a GenBank genome assembly